Molecule: messenger RNA, 624 nt
Organism: Aspergillus japonicus CBS 114.51
Lineage: Eukaryota; Fungi; Ascomycota; Eurotiomycetes; Eurotiales; Aspergillaceae
Exons: 1
Coding region: 183-455 (90 amino acids)
Source: RefSeq, a predicted model, not a curated record
CGUGCGCGUGGUAGACUCCUCUCCUACAACAUCACUAAUCAACGUUCGAAGAAUACAAAUAAACCUCCUACUCUAUACUUCAUACUCCACUUCUAUACACUGGGCUUUUCUUGCCGCAUAUCCGAACCAAAUCCCCACCAAACCAUAAACUCUCCCACGAACCGCCACAACCAAACCACAAGAUGCCUUCCUCCCAAGAUUCCGGAGUCACUGGCGCGGCGAAGUUUGUCACCUCCACUCUCGGAAAUACGGUUGGCGGAGUUUCUCGGACCGUAGGCGGCGUCACCGGAGCUGCAGGCCGAGGAAUCGGAGACACCAUCACCGGCGCAACAGGCAGUGCGGGCAAACCCGUGGGUGAUGCUUUGGGCAAUAUCGGAAGUGGCGUCGAGGAUGGGGCCCGCAAGGUUGCGCAGGGCGUCGAAGAUGCUGGGCAGUGGAAGUCUCGGGGGUGGUAGGGGAAUAUACAAUCUAGGAGGGAUGCGUUGUAUGGAUGUCAUUCUGUGAGAGUUGUGGAUAUCAUCUUAUGAUUGUUUUCUUUUUUUGCUUUUUCUGUAACUAGUGAUCUGUAAUGAAACCAGAUCCUUCUACUCAUGUAUGAGCAUCUGUGACAUUAAUGUAAUGCCG